UCCAGCUCCCGCUUUAUCACACACAUACACAGGUGCUGCUCUUUGCCAACUCUUACUCGCACACACACACAUUUACAACUCACAAACUUAAAAUAGGAUCAUAGCUGGUCCACUUUUCUGGUGCUGAGGAACUUGACAUUUUGCCUUCAUGGAGGAUUACCACAAACCAGACCAGCAGACGGUGCAGGCGCUGAGGAACAUCGCCAACCGCCUCCGGAUCAACUCCAUCAAGGCAACGACUGCAGCAGGCAGCGGACACCCCACAUCAUGCUGCAGCGUGGCAGAGAUCAUGUCUGUGCUUUACUUCCACACCAUGAAGUACCGCCCUGAAGACCCGAGGAACUAUAACAGUGACCGCUUCAUCAUGUCCAAGGGUCACGCUGCUCCGGCCCUGUACUCCAUGUGGGUUGAAACAGGUUUCCUCAAGGAGAGCGAACUGCUCAGUUUGUGCCAGGUUGACUCUUCCCUGGAGGGCCACCCAAACCCUAAGCAGCAAAUUGUGGAUGUAGCCACUGGCUCUCUGGGACAGGGUCUUGGUGUGGCUUGUGGAAUGGCUUACACUGGGAAAUACUUUGACAAAUCUAGCUAUCGUGUGUUCUGCCUGCUGGGGGAUGGCGAGAUGUCGGAGGGUGCUGUGUGGGAGGCCAUGUCAUUCGCCUCCUACUACCAGCUUGACAACCUGGUGGCUAUCAUGGACAUCAACCGUCUGGGCCAAUGUGACGCUGCACCCCUGCAGCACCACGUAGAGAAAUACCAGAAGCGCUGUGAAGCUUUCGGCUGGAAUGCCAUUGUUGUGGAUGGACACAGUGUGGAGGAGCUUUGCAAGGCUCUUAGCCAACCACGUCAUCAGCCAACUGCCAUCAUUGCUAAAACCAUCAAGGGCAAAGGCAUUCCAGCUGCGGAGGAUAAGCUGGGAUGGCAUGCAAAAACUCUGCCCAAAGACAUGGCCGAGAUGGUUACGAAGGAUCUGCAGAGUCGCAUCAUGAACAGCAGCAAGCACCUGUACCCUCCUUCCCCCGUAGAGGACUCCCCCCCCGUCAGCCUGAGGAACAUCAGGAUGCCGAGCGCACCCAGCUACAAGACUGGCGAAAAGAUAGCCACACGCAAGGCAUAUGGGAUGGCUUUGGCAAAGAUAGGCCGCUACAAUGAACGUGUUGUGGUCCUUGAUGGAGACACCAACAACCUCACCUGCUCAGACAUCUUUAAGAAUGAGCACCCUAACCGCUUUGUGGAGUGCUACAUUGCUCAGCAGAACAUGGUGAGUGUUGCCAUGGGAUGUGCUGCCCGUGAGAGGAACGUGGUGUUUGCCAGCACUCUUGCUGCCUUUUUCACCCGGGCCUAUGACCAGCUCCGGAUGGCAGCCAUCUCUGAAUGCGACAUCAACCUGUGUGGCUCCCACUGCGGCCUGUCCACUGGAGAGGAAGGCCCCGCUCUGAUGGCGCUUGAGGACGUGGCUAUGUUCAGGGCUCUUCCCACAGCCACCGUAUUCUAUCCCUGUGACGGUGUGUCUACAGAGAAGGCUGUGGAACUGGCUGCAAUGACUAAGGGUGUUUGCUACAUCCGAACCAGCCGCCAAGACAGCGCCAUCAUCUAUAACAGCAAUGAGGACUUCCAUGUUGGAGAGGCUAAGGUGGUGUACCAGGGCAAAGAUGACCAGGUGACCGUGGUUGCAGCUGGAGUGACUUUGCAUGAGGCCCUGGCUGCAGCUGAACACUUAAAGAAAGAGAGGAUCUCCGUCAGGGUCAUUGACCCCUUCACAAUCAAACCACUGGAUGUCAAAACCAUCAUCGAUAAUACACGUGCCACCAGGGGACGAAUCCUCACCGUGGAAGACCAUUACUAUGAAGGUGGCCUCGGGGAGGCAGUGUCCUCAGCAUUGGUCAAUGAGCCUGGCCUUAAUCAGAUCCGCCUGGCAGUGUCCCAUGUCCCCCGCAGUGGCAAACCACAUGAGCUGCUCAAGAUCUAUGGCAUCGACCGGGACUCCAUCGCCCAGUCCAUCCGCAAGAUGCUCAGCAGCUCCACCAACGCCAAGUAAAUGUCUCCCUGCCCCACCCACCUAUCUGAUCACACCCCUGCAGAUGAAGAUAAACAGUCAAAUAUGUUUUAUUCACAUGACACCCAGCUCUUCACUGUGAAUCCCCCUAAGUAAGUAAUGUGAUUUUGUGCCGUACACUUUAGAGUUCCACUUUUGCCUUUCUCUCUUUCAAGCAUCCAUAAAAUCACAUACAAGAACAGAAAUUCACAAAUUCAAAAAGACACCAUUGUCAUGA
Trematomus bernacchii (emerald rockcod) is the source of this 2270-nucleotide messenger RNA. Its product is annotated as transketolase-like. Gene Ontology annotation, biological process: pentose-phosphate shunt, non-oxidative branch; ribose phosphate biosynthetic process. The record is from RefSeq and is a predicted model, not a curated record. Gene Ontology annotation, molecular function: thiamine pyrophosphate binding; transketolase activity. NCBI's taxonomy places the organism in Eukaryota, Metazoa, Chordata, Actinopteri, Perciformes, Nototheniidae. Gene Ontology annotation, cellular component: extracellular exosome; endoplasmic reticulum membrane.